AUGGGUAUCGACGCUGGAUUUGACAUGGUCCCUCGCCUCUCUUCCGGGGCUGAGGAUCAACAGAAAUGGAAGGAAUUCAUCGACCACGUCAAGGCCGUUUAUGAAGAUGACAGUAAAGUCAAGAUCAAGGCCAACUACAUCGAAUUUGAAGUCGGAGAACAUCCCCUCCUUCCUCUCAAAGGCCACAAGUUUCUACGCUUCAGUUCUAAACUGAAUAGAAAUGGGAACAUAGACGACUAUAUCUCCUCAAUAAUCCACCUUGCUCGCCUGUAUUUCGGCCCUCGUGUUCAGCCAUGGAAUGAUGGAUGUGAUUCAUUUGGCUACUAUUCAUGGAAUGAAGUUAAUGACUCUUUUGAGCUCUACAACAAACCCGAUCCCUCAAGCUCCAUUGAUGUGCCCCUUUUCGAAGUUAGGGAUAUCCCUGGAAAAGGCAGAGGCCUCAUUGCCAAAGUUGAUAUUCCUACUGGGACCCGUAUUCUUUGUGAAAAGCCACUUCUGCUGGCUAACCCUAUGGCCCCGGGCGAUUUGGAAGCCACGGUGGCUACAAAGUUGAAGGCUUUGUCCAAGUCGCAGCAACGGGAGUUCCUGUCCCUUCACAACAACUUCCCCGGCAAAUACCCCUUCAGUGGAAUCGUCAGAACAAAUGCUCUCCCAUGUGGCUCAGGCUCUGACGUUGGCGGUGUCUAUCCUGCGAUAUCCUUGAUCAAUCACAGUUGUCUAGCGAACUCGCACAACAACUGGAACAACGAAGCAGGCCACGAGACCAUUCACGCCAUACGACCCAUCAAGGCAGGAGAGGAGAUCACCAUCUCUUACGACGAAGGAGGCCCAUCUAACGUGCGAAGACCUAUGCUCAAAAAGUCGUUCGGCUUUGACUGCGUAUGCGCUCUAUGUUCUUCACCUCCAUCGCAACUCCAAGCUAGCGACGUUCGUCGAGGGCGAAUCCAACAUCUUGAUGCUAAUAUUGGAAAUCCCUUUUCUAUGAUGAGUGAUCCAAAGGCCAUCCUCAAAGACUGUCUGUCACUACUUCAUACUCUACAAGAGGAAUACGGCAUCUGUGCUGUGCAGCACCACGCCCGGCUCUACUACGACGCCUUCCAGAUUUGCAUUGCGCAUGGAGAUGUCGGCCGGGCUACUACGCUCGCUGAGAGAUCAUACCGAGCAAGGGUCAUUUGCGAGGGUGAAGACAGUCCAGAGACUUUUAGAAUUAAAUCGUUUGCAUUGCAGCCUACAACACAUAGUAGCUUCGGCGCCCUGUCUAUGAGAUGGAAGACUGGUAAAGAAGAAGCAUUGGGUGGUUGUGACACUGUGGAGUUUGAGGAGUGGCUGUUUAGGCAAAAGUCUUGA
Messenger RNA from Fusarium subglutinans, 1347 nucleotides. Its product is annotated as SET domain protein. Bases 1 to 1347 code for a protein of 448 amino acids. The record is from RefSeq and is a predicted model, not a curated record. The transcript is spliced from 2 exons. Lineage: Eukaryota; Fungi; Ascomycota; Sordariomycetes; Hypocreales; Nectriaceae. Gene Ontology annotation, molecular function: protein binding.